AGAAAAUUAAAAAUUAGUUUAAUACGAAUAUCGAUCCCCUGAAGUGCCUGCCCGUUUGGCAGACUUAUACGUGUCCGUUGCGUGUUUUAUCUCACAAAUAUGUUCUAAAUAAUACAUAAAAAAUAUAUUAAUUAACAAAAAUUAUUUAAAAAACGAAUGCAUAGCAGACUUCAGUGGGUUUUGAAUUGAAAAAGGAAAGGAGGAGAUCAUCUUGCGUCCCAUAUAAAGAAAAAUACAUAAGAUAUAUGGAAGCAGAGAAGGAAACAACAUAUACAUAUACGCAGAAAAAUUGUCAAACGAACGUUUAUAGUAUUUUCAAAUACACUUUACGAAACACAAAAACGAGUAACGACAAAAUAAAAUUUUUCCAACUUCAAACAACGAUUAUACGAUUUUGUAAAAAUAAAAGCACGAAUUGAAAACUAACUCAGCAAAAGGAAGUCAAUUGUGAAACAACGUUAUAUAAUUAAAUAAAAAAUGCAAAUACAUGCAUGAAUGUAUUAUUUUGGAAAUAUAAACAACGUUGACAAAUUACCUACAAUACAUUGCUGCUUACCAAUAGCUAACGUGACUAUUAAUGAAUAACGCAUAGAGAAAGUUUAGAUUUAAAAUAAUUUUAUUUUAGCAUCUCUAGAGGCCACAUGGCUCAACAGGGUUAAGUGCAUAUAAUAUCUAAUAUAAAUACUUUUACCUCGAUUCUGACUAGUUAAUACGUUAUUAUGUGUACGCUGAUAAUUUCGAACAACGCAAUCAAGCAUAAUAUUGAAAAGUUAAAAAUCGAAACCGAAUUAUCAACGACAAGAAAAGCAAAAGCUGUCCUUAUACACAGUGACGACUUUCGAUGCCACUACGAACAGAGACUGCUCAAUGUGCUCAAGAAAUUUAUUUUCAACCAAAUUAAACCACCAGAAAUAUAUAUGGCCGUUUGACGAAAGGCAAACAUAAGCAAAAAAUAUCAUUACACAAAACUCGACCAGUUUAUGAUCCUGUACGAAACUAUUUUAGAAUACGUACAUAUAUGCUAUAUACAUACAUAUGUAUGUAUAUUUAUCGAACAUACGAAACUCAAACUAAAAGUGGAAAAAUUCGAACUCGACGAAUGAAUAACUAAAUAUAGUAUAACUUAAGAUAAACUAAAAAGUACUACUUCUAUUAUAAAGGUUCAAAAGUAAAAUAAAUAAAAUUACUUGAAAAGAGAGAUCAUUAACCAUAUAUUUGCUGAUUUUACAUUGCAUACUUUAUAGUUGUAAAAAAGACUUAAAAUUAGUCAUAAGAAGUUAUUAUAUUAAUAUUAUAAAUUUAAAUAUUUCACACCGCAAGGGUAUAGUGAAAUGGUUUAUUAUGUUUAAGAAUAUAAGCACCCUUUAUUUGUGGAUGCAAAAUAUUUUAAUAUUUAAAUGGGAUAAUCAUGAAAUCACAUUUAUAUAUUUAUGCCACCCUCUAUAUAAUACAAUUAAAAUAAAAUAAUAAAAGUCAAUUUAUAACUGUUAAGUAGAGUAAUAAGUUUUAAAUAAAACUUCUACAAAAUUUCCUCAUCGAACGGUGCAAGAUAAAACUUAUUUAUGAGGCAAUAUAAUUAUCAGCAGUACUCAACUGGUACUAAUGCGCAACGGCAAUCAAUGUAUCAAAAUGUACACAACAACUCGAUGCAACCAUUACAUCAGCAGCGUUCGCACAUUUUAAGCUUCGGACAACAACAACCAGAACGCCAACAACAGCAAAAACAACAGCGCCAGCAAAAAUUAGAUGAUUUUCCGGAUCCUCAGCAAUUGCCAAUGCCAACAAUGUCACCACUGCAGCAAUAUUCCUCAUAUUCUUGGUACCAGCAAUCGGCAACGCAACAACAUCAUCAACAAACAGCACCUCUACAACAUCGGAAACAUAUUCAUUUGCAGCAGCAACAAGACUUGGCUAGAACCCCUUAUGCAACAAAUUCUGCCGCUCUGCAACAACAGCAUUACAACACAGCUGGCAUAGCAAUGAAUGCUGAGACAAACAGCAAUGCAACAAUUUCAAUACCGUCAUCACACCAAUGCACGCAUGCUACAGAUUACCUAUCGCAUGUAGAGAAUAACCUAAACAAUAACCAUGGUUUUUACCAUAAAAGUAAUAUGUUAAAUAAAAUAAGUAACACCAAUCAACUUCAGCAGGACCAGUUACAGCCAUCACAAACACCAAAUGCUAAUAAUCGGCGUGCGCAGUUGCAACAACAACAGCAGCAACAGCAAAGACACUUAACUCAUCAACAAUGCACGCAAUGCUUACAGCCCCAACAACAGUUUCAAUUGCAAUAUGAACCACAACAACAACGAGUACGUCAAAGUGGUGGUAAUUCUAGUAAUGACAAUAAUGCGCCAAAUAAUCAGCAAUUGUUAGAAAGAAUUUUGAUUGAAAAAUCGCAACGGCAACUACUUCAAAUACCUGAGGCAGUUACUAACAAUUGCUCCUCCUUUCCUGUCAAUUUGCCCUCAGCGCGCGGUAAUAGUGACGAAUGUAAUAUCAAUGAUGUGGAUAGGAAUAUCGACUCCGUCAACACCGCUGCCGAAUGUCGAUUCUCGAUGGAUGCUUAUGAAAUCGCAAAUUUUCUAGCUAAUGAGCUUUUUAUGCAGCAGCUCGUGUCAGUAGAUGGCAUUCAAAGUGGUGUACCCACGUUAACCACAUCUACAUUAACACCGACGACAUUACGCAGCAUCGAAGAAACAUUCAUACAGUUGACAGCAGAUCACUCAAAUCCGCCCUGUCAGGCAGGUUUUAUACCACCACCUGUAACUUCCAUUCAAAAUUCCACUAGCCCUAUAUUCAGCAGUGCUAUGCAAAAUUACAAUGAGAUUGAUAUGGAUGAUUCACAAGCGUCCUGGAACUCACAACUUCAUGAUGAUAAUUCACAGGCGACAACAGAUAAUUCAAGCGCCUCAUUCCCUAAUGGACUCAAUGGCACCAGCAACGCUUCACUCGCUACCUCAACAACUUCGUCAAAAAAUGAUUUCACCAUGCUACAUAACGCCAUCGGAUCAGAUACUGGCAAACAUGCUGGAAAUCUUUUGCUCACAAAUUCUCCCAACAGUAGUAACGUGCAUACCUCGAGCAGUGCCACAAACACGACAAUUACAGCCACACCGACGCGUCGUAAUCAAGGUGGUCGCCGCCCUGCUAAACCGACUAAUAUGUCUCCCGAAGAAGAGGAAAAACGACGCAUACGCCGUGAACGUAACAAAUUGGCUGCAGCACGUUGUAGAAAGCGUCGGGUUGAUCAAACUAAUGAGUUACAAACAGAAGUAGAACGGUUGGAAAAUAUACGGGAGUCAUUAACAAAAGAAAUUGAGAACCUUAAAGUUACCAAAAACCAAUUGGCUUUUAUUUUGGAAGCGCAUCGACCUACGUGCCAAAAGGUAAGGCAAGACUUAUUGAGCGUGCACACCUAUGAUGGAUUGAUCGCACCAACGAAUGGCAAUAGUAAUGACAGUAAUAGCAAUAUUAUUGGAGUAGAUACCACACUGUCGUCUGUAGGGCGAAGUGGCUCACCUAUCGAUCUUAAACCUGUAAUUUUGGAUAUGGUGUCUCACAUUAAGAAUGAACCUCUAGACAAUACGCUGGACUCGAAUUCAUCACUAGGCCAUGAUGGACCUCCAUCACCCAAGCGCAUGCUACUAUCGGAUAACAAUCCGAUGGUGCAACCACCAUUGCCGAAUGUUUCAACAUUAUCUGCUUCAUUGGCUGCGGCAUCCGCAUCUUUAAACACACCAAUUGUGACGGCGGCGCCGGUUAGCUUUGCUAGUCUUGUUUCCGGCAACAGUAUUUCCAACAAUAAUAGUAAUAACAUAGUAAAUAGUAUUGCAAUUAGUAACGCUAUUACAGGCAACUUGAGUGCCCCACAUAGACCAAUACUGAGUGGUGGUAAACAGCGCCCUAACUCUCUACCUACAAAUUUACGUAACCAAGCACAAAAUCUCGCUUUAAAUACAGAACGUCCUCCAACUGACAUCAACGGUGUUGCCAUACAAACCCCCUCCACAGGCAUGUUCAAUUUCGACUCUUUGAUGGAUGGUGGCACUGGAUUGACUCCUGUUUCAGGUCCACUGGUGCCAAAUUGCUCCACACAAAACAAACAUCCAUUAGAAAUUCAAACACCUACAAGUGAGCCAUCGAAAUUGGUUAGCUUAUAACAAUAGAAAUGGCAAUUGUUAUGAAACAGAACAAGAGUCUGGUACAAAAGACGACGGAUAGAUGAGGUUAGAAGUAAGUAAUGGAAUAGUUAAGAUACACCAGUCAAAUAUUUACAAAAUUUCAAUGAGUAUUGUGGUAUUGUAUUAGUGAGACCUAAAAAUUCUUACAGCCUUAAACAGACAAAAACAAAGACACGAAAAAUCGUUAUAAUAAUAAUAUUUAUACAAGCAUUAAAAUAUUUACGUAUGUAUGUAUUGAAUAAAUGCAGUGCAUGCGCAUGUUACGGAUGCCAUAAAGAAGAUUAAUGUAUGUAUUCUAUAUAUACUACAUAUGGAUGUAUAUAAAUAUAUUAUUUUUUAUGUAAAAAGAUUUUUUCAUUAAAAUUCAAUAGCUUUGUAUAACUUGGGUCGUAACAUAUAAUUGUGAAAUUUUUUUAGAUUACUCUUUUUUAUUAAAUUUUUUAUUAUUUGUCAAUUUUACAAAAAUAAACAUAAAAGUGCUUUAGAGUAA
Messenger RNA from Bactrocera dorsalis (oriental fruit fly), 4674 nucleotides. RefSeq names its product transcription factor kayak. Gene Ontology annotation, biological process: regulation of transcription by RNA polymerase II. The coding region runs from base 1563 to 4163 and encodes 866 amino acids. The transcript has 3 exons. Gene Ontology annotation, cellular component: nucleus. The record is from RefSeq and is a predicted model, not a curated record. Gene Ontology annotation, molecular function: RNA polymerase II cis-regulatory region sequence-specific DNA binding; DNA-binding transcription factor activity, RNA polymerase II-specific. Lineage: Eukaryota; Metazoa; Arthropoda; Insecta; Diptera; Tephritidae.